Amblyraja radiata (thorny skate) is the source of this 1989-nucleotide messenger RNA. It is a transcript of the gene slc49a3, whose product is annotated as solute carrier family 49 member 3. NCBI's taxonomy places the organism in Eukaryota, Metazoa, Chordata, Chondrichthyes, Rajiformes, Rajidae. The record is from RefSeq and is a predicted model, not a curated record. The transcript is spliced from 10 exons. Gene Ontology annotation, molecular function: transmembrane transporter activity. Bases 94 to 1470 code for a protein of 458 amino acids. Gene Ontology annotation, biological process: transmembrane transport. Gene Ontology annotation, cellular component: membrane.
GAUGGGUCCGUUGCCAGCAGAGAUCGUCGCUGUCGGCUCCGGCUCCUCUAGUAUCUUGGUUGCCACCUCAAGGAGCGGCGGCGGCUGGUGACGAUGAUGGAGGCAGCUGCGCCCGCGCCGGCGCCCGUGUACCGCACCUACCGGCGCCGAUGGCUGGUGCUCAUCGCCACCUGCGCCCUCAGCUGCUCCAAUGCCAUGUGCUGGCUGACAUUUGCACCAGUUGCCGAUCAGACCGCUCGCUAUUUCCACAUUUCCAUGGAUCAAGUCAAUUGGUUAUCGAUGGUCUACCUUGUUGUUUCUAUUCCAUUUGGCUUUGGGACGACAUGGAUACUGGACACACUUGGACUUAAAACUUCAUUGAUCCUGAGCUCAUGGCUGAACUUGGCUGGCUGUAUAGUGCAAUUGUUGAGUGUUGCAUUCUUCGUACCCAAAGACAGCUGGAAAUUUCCACUCCUGAUGGUGGGUCAGAGUUUCGGUGCAUUCGCACAGCCUUUGGUUCUUUUUUCUCCAACAAAGGUGGCAGCUCUUUGGUUUCCAGAGCAUCAAAGAGCUACAGCAAACAUGAUUUCAUCAAUGGCCAAUCCGUUGGGUAUUCUGUUUGCCAACAUCCUUUCUCCACUACUGAUGAAGGAUCCAUCUUCAAUGCCGGUGCUGCUGGGUGUCUACAUAGUUCCUGCAGUGAUUGCCUGUCUUCUUACAACAAUCGGCAUUCGGGAAACGGUCCCUCCAACACCACCUUCUGCAGGUGCUGCCAACUCUACCUCAGAGCCGUUUUUUACAGGGAUCGGGAUGUUGAUGAAGAACAAGGCAUAUGUGAUCAUGAUGAUCUGUUUUGGGGGAGGAAUCGGUAUUUUUACUGCCUUCUCUGCACUCUUGCAACAGAUUGUCUGUGUCCGGGGAUACUCAAACAGUUUUGCUGGGAUCUGUGGAGCCUUGUUCAUAGUGUUUGGAAUCCUGGGUGCAUUCGUGAUCGGCAUAUACGUGGAUAGGACGAGGAAUUUUAUGGAAACCACCAAGAUUAAUUUUUGUAUCACUGCUCUAGCUUGCAUUGGGUUUGCACUGGUUUCGCGGUUGAGUGGUCAGCCUGUCCUACUGGCCAUGGUGUGUUCACUGUUUGGGUUGUUUGGCUUUUCCAUCUAUCCGGUGGGCAUGGAGCUUGGCGUGGAAUGUUCGUAUCCUGUGGGUGAAGGAACAUCCACUGGACUCAUCUUUGUCUCUGGGCAGCUUCAGGGAGCUCUAUUUAUUUUCUUUUUGCCGACGUUGGCACAGCCAAUGACGAGCGAUGGUUCAGCGUGUCAGGUUGGAGUGGGAGCAGCACUUGACUGGACAGUUCCGACCUUGGUGCUGGCAGCUGUGUGCAGUCUGGAGGCUUGCUGCUUCGCCCUCUUCUUCCACACAGAGUACAAGCGGGUGAGUGCUGAAGGCUGUGGUGAGAACGCGUCUCUUCUCGACGGAGUGCCAACUGAAUGAGUGCAACUUUAUUGGCAACAUCUGUUCCAGGAGACCAGUAUAGUCAUUAAUUUGAGGUGUUUUUACAGGUGCAUAAUUGUAAAUAAUAUUGAACUGAUUUUAUGGAUUAAGUGGACAGUGAGGAAGAUUAUAAUUCCCAAUCAAUGUACGUUUGGCAAGGGUAUUUUUAUCUUUCAUUUUUCUAAUUUUUUUUUUUUUAAAGUGUAUAUUCGUAUGUUUAUUUUUAAAAAUGUACAGAGUAUAUUGCAACUAAGCCAGAUUUUAUUCUUAAUAUGUGAAAGUCCCUCUUGAGAUUGUGAAUGAGAAGUCCUGUAGUGAAGUUUGGAAUCGGAGGGAAAUGUAAAAGUGCCGGGGAUGUGCAGGGUGAGCCUUCUCUAUUCACAUCUAUUCCUGUAUGUUCAAUAACAAAGCAGAAACGCUGGAAGACCCAAAUGGCACAAUGUUUGAAAAGUAAUAUGCUGGGUCUCAUAUUUCAACAAGCUUGCAUAUAAUUGAGUAAAUGAGGAAUUAAAAUCGGCA